CCUUUUAAACAAAACCAUUCUAGAAUUCUACAAUCCCUCAUUAACUGGAUUGGGAGCUGCUGAGCACAGGAAGGAGGUGGAUCAGAAAGGAUUGUGUUUCCACAGGCAGGGCUGUGUGCUGCCCCACGGCACUUUGGCUGUGCUCGCUGUGUAAGAAGCCUCAGACAAACCUCUUGAGGCUGAGUUACACCUCUGAGCUGAACAGGGCACCUCGAAACCUGUUGCCAUCUUCCCACCUAAAAGCUGUCUGGAAUGAGAUCAGGGAGCACAGAGCCAGGGGAGGACACAGGACUGAGGCCACAGCCAGGGUGGACCAAGCCCUUUCUGCUUGGAGGCUGUGAUGGAGCUGUGCUGUCCUGGUUGUGUCUGUCACACUGCUGUGCCCCAGCAGGUUAAUGGGAAUAUUUUCUUAUUAAUUUUUCUUUAGCAAAUAUCAAUUCUCUGGGGGCAGGGGGGUCCUUUGCCUGUCUUCUGUGCUUAACUGAAGCAGUGCUUGUGAUGAUUCUGAUUCCAUAGUGGCUUUAUCCUCUGUAGUUAGUUUGCAAAGAAAACCACUGUUCUUCCAGUUGAGAAGAGCUCUUCUGCAUUUGUAGCUGGAAAUAGCAUCUCCUCUCUCCAUCCUUCUACUUUUUCUACUUCUACAUCCUUCAACUCCUUUUGAGGGUCGUAGGAUCUUGCAGUGUGUCCUUGCUCCAAUGGACCUACACAAGACAUUGGUGAUUCCAUCAGAUCUUGAACUUAAACCUGGUGAUUUUGGAAUACUGCGGGGCUGUCAGUGCCAGGGUGCUGAGGGAUGCUCCUGCCCAGUGCCAAGGGGAAGCCGAGUGCCCUCUGGUUUCCCACGGAACUCUCUGUCAGAAAUGGACCUGGUUUUGUGCUGCUCACAUUAAGAUGAAAGAAAGCACAGGAGAGAAACAGCUUCUGAGAGGCUUAAAAGCAACAGGCUUUCUUUUCCUCCUGGGAAGGGCACACAGCCAACAUCUUGCUCUUUACAGAUCUCUCUUAAUAAGCAGAAUAUUGCAUUAGGAGCAAGUGAGCCUGCCAAGUAGGAGCAGAAGUGCCCUGCAUCCCACAGCUUCCUUCAUCCCAGUGCCCGUGUGGCUCUGGACCCACGGCUGUCACCUCGUGGCUGCUGUUCCUCGUGGGCAGGGUGGCAGCAUUGAUGGCUGGCUCACCCUGGGGCUGUUGCUUCAUCUGCUGGGUGUUGGUGGAAUGGCUGCUGGAGGACUCCUCCUCUCCUGCAUUUUCUUGCCAGCUGCUUUGAUGAUGGGGGGAGUGAGGCUGGGGAGUGUUGAAAGAUUAUUACGGGAAAACAGCAUCUGAGCAGGAAUGGGAGGAGAUCUAUUGUGUUAGAAAAGCUGUGGGCACAAUUGGCCUGUCAGGGCAAGGAAAGCUCCUUGGGAGGCUGUUGUCCCCAGGUAAGGACUCUGGGAUGCUGUGGUUGGACUGGGAUCAUCCAGAACCCCUGCAGGCAUAGGGACAGGAAGGACUGAGGCUCCUGGAUGUGCAGCAUUGGCUACUUUGAGAAGAAUAAAUCCUUCUUUUCUUCACAUCUCCAGUGAGCUAAAAGGAGCACGGCCCAGUUUGUAGCUUUGUAGGUCACUGAAGGAGAAGGCAGGCUCUGCAGUGUGCCUGGAAAUGCUCUGUGCCAUGGCAACUCUGCUUCCCUGGGCUCUUAAGGAAGAAACUGGAGUGAGAAGCAGGAGGAAGAUGACCCCCAGCUGCCCCAGUGUUACUCUUUGAAGCUGUGUGGCUGCAACACCACUUCAAACCUUGGGGGAGAAAUUUCCUAGUCAGGAAAUAUGGACAUCCUGGGGCAGACCCUGUGCCUGUCAGGAAUCUGCUCAGCUCCUGGGGAAUCAGUGUGCUCCUCUGUGUGCAGCAACAGGUGAUGGUGCUCCUCUAGGGACUGAUUAAAUUUCCUGAUACCUUGCAGGAGGCUGCUCGGUGGCAGGGAGCAGGAACUAGGAAAAAAGGAGUAGAACAAAGCAAAGCCAUGCAGAUUCAGUGGAAGAAGCCACCUUCCAAACUGCACUGCUCCAAGCAGUUGCUGCUCUCAGCUGUCAAGGCCUCUGAGCUGUUGCUGCAGGGAAGAGGACAGGGCUGCCUGGAGCCAUGUCCAACGAUCCACCCCCACCCUACCCGGGGGGCCCCUCGGCACCGCUGAUAGAAGAGAAGCACGGCCCACCCUCGGCACCAGAGGGUGUCACCCCUGUGGUGGGACAGCCCCAGGGGGUUCCCAUCCCCCCUCCUGAGUUCGGACCCCCCCCAUAUGAGCCCCCCUCGCAGCCGGGGUUUGUGCCGCCCCACAUGCCCACGGAUGGCUCUGGGCCCUAUGUGCCACCAGCAGGAUACUACCCACCCCCAGGCCCUCACCCCCCCAUGGGCUACUACCCUGCCCCAGGCCCCUACCCCUCUCCUGGUGGCCACACGGCCACAGUGCUCGUCCCACCGGGAGCUGCCACCACAGUCACAGUGCUGCAGGGAGAGAUCUUCCAGGGUGCCCCGGUGCAGACCGUGUGUCCCCACUGCCAGCAAGCCAUCACCACCAAGAUCUCCUAUGAGAUUGGGCUCAUGAGCUUCCUUCUUGGCUUCUUCUGCUGCUUUGUGGGGUGUGAUCUCUGCUGCUGCCUGAUCCCCUGCCUGUUCGAUGACUUCAAGGACGUGACACACACGUGUCCCAACUGCAAGGCCUACAUCUACACGUACAAGCGCAUGUGCUAACGGCGCCCGGGAGCCACUGGAGUGCCGCCGGCCCUGUCCCGCUGCCGUCCGUCUCCGCGUGUGCAUCACCCCUCGCUUCCCCCGCCGGUGGUGUGUAUGUGUUAUCCCCGGCUCCCUCCCGCGCAGAGCUGCCACCACCUGCCCCCAGCUCUGCUCCUCACUUGGAAUAGUUGGAUUGGUGACACUGGUGCACAGGGGAGGUGGGCCCAGGUCUAGACGCUGUGUGGGGGCUGCCCUGCAGUGCACAGGAGUGGGAGGCAGCGCUCUGCACCCCAUUACGCUCCAGGGUGUGAGCGAGGCCCUUCUCACCUGGAGCAACCCUGGGAAGAGCAGCAGCUGCUGGAGGUGCCCACCCCAGUCCCACAGUGCAGGGGGUGCCUGGCUGCAGGGAUGUGCUGGGAUGGGAGCCCAGGAGGGGCCCCAAGCAGCCCACGGUGCCCUCAGGGGAUGCAGCACAGCCUUUGUGGCACUUUCAGGAAGGGGCUCAGUGACAAGGAGACAGGGCAGUGUCCACACACCAGGUUUCCGUGUGGUUCACAGCCCCCUCCAGCCCCGUGGCAAAGCCCCUUCCCGAGCGGAGGCAGAGCUGCCUCUGAGCACGGAGAGGGGCCCGGCAGCAGCACUGCCCCCUUAUCAGCACCUCCGUCCUGCCCGGCGGCCACUCCAGCUGCAUGCGCCUCCUCCCGGCCCCGCCGCGGCUCUGGGGCGGGGACAGCCCCGAGCAGCCCUCGCCCCCCUGGCAACCUGAGAGCCAAAACCGCACCCGGCAUGUCCUGGCUGCCCGGCACGUAGAGUAGAGGAGUUUGUUCCCAGGCCGCAGCUCCGGAGCCGUCCUGGGCCCGGCAGGGUCUGUAGGGUUCUCCUUGCAUGUGGUGUAGGGGGUAUUUUUAGCUUCUGUGGGGCAGAAGGAAGGGGCAAGCAGGCAGCGACAGGAGCUGCCAGCAGCACUCGCACAGCAGGGGCAAGAGGAGCUGGGAGCCAAGUUCAGCCUCUCGGGGCUGCUCCUCCCUCCUCUGCCCCUGCAGCUCCCAGAGCGAAGUUGGGGGGCGUCUCUCAGAACACAGGUCUGCAAACACAGCCUGGCCUGCACAGGCUGCUGCUGUUUGCUCAGGGGUGGAACUGUGGCACUAGUCAGUGUUUUUAUGUAAAUAAAUAACAGACCCUGAA
Cyanistes caeruleus (blue tit) is the source of this 3891-nucleotide messenger RNA. It is a transcript of the gene CDIP1, whose product is annotated as cell death inducing p53 target 1. Gene Ontology annotation, molecular function: zinc ion binding. The record is from RefSeq and is a predicted model, not a curated record. Gene Ontology annotation, biological process: intrinsic apoptotic signaling pathway in response to DNA damage by p53 class mediator. Gene Ontology annotation, cellular component: cytoplasmic side of lysosomal membrane; nucleus; cytoplasmic side of late endosome membrane. Lineage: Eukaryota; Metazoa; Chordata; Aves; Passeriformes; Paridae.